Molecule: messenger RNA, 1593 nt
Organism: Melanotaenia boesemani (Boeseman's rainbowfish)
Lineage: Eukaryota; Metazoa; Chordata; Actinopteri; Atheriniformes; Melanotaeniidae
Gene: psma2a
Product: proteasome 20S subunit alpha 2a
Exons: 8
Coding region: 59-763 (234 amino acids)
Biological process (GO): ubiquitin-dependent protein catabolic process
Cellular component (GO): proteasome core complex; proteasome core complex, alpha-subunit complex
Source: RefSeq, a predicted model, not a curated record
CACACCCCCAAGCGUAUUUAGAACUCUCCAGUCCUUCAUCGUAGAAGAAGAAUUCAAGAUGGCGGAACGUGGCUACAGUUUCUCUCUCACCACAUUUAGCCCCUCUGGUAAAUUGGUCCAGAUUGAAUAUGCGCUGGCAGCUGUAGCAGCCGGAGCUCCUUCAGUUGGCAUCAAAGCUUCUAAUGGCGUUGUCCUGGCGACAGAGAAGAAGCAAAAGUCCAUACUGUAUGACGAACAGAGUGUCCACAAAGUGGAGCCCAUCACUAAACACAUAGGCAUGGUCUACAGUGGCAUGGGGCCUGACUACAGGGUUUUAGUGCGACGAGCCCGGAAGCUGGCGCAGCAGUACUUCCUGGUGUAUCAGGAGCCAAUUCCCACAGGCCAACUUGUGCAGAGAGUGGCCUCAGUCAUGCAGGAGUACACACAAUCUGGUGGUGUGCGUCCAUUUGGCGUGUCGCUGCUGAUAGCUGGAUGGGAUGAGGACCACCCCUACUUGUUCCAGUCUGACCCUUCUGGUGCAUAUUUUGCAUGGAAAGCCACAGCCAUGGGAAAGAACUACGUUAAUGGAAAAACAUUCCUUGAGAAAAGGUAUAACAAUGACCUAGAGUUAGAAGAUGCCAUCCACACAGCAAUCUUGACAUUGAAGGAGAGUUUUGAGGGUCAGAUGACAGAGGAGAACAUCGAGGUGGGGAUCUGCAAUGAGGCCGGCUUUAAAAGACUCACCCCAGCGGAGGUGAAAGACUACCUGGCAGCCAUUGCAUAAACACAUCCUGAUGGCAGAGUCUUGUGGCCACAUUUCAAGAGAAAGAUUUCACGGCACAGUAGACAAUAGUCUAAUGACAGAUAUUUUUUAAAACCUUGGUUAUUAAAACAUUAUGGACUCGUGUUUAUGAUUAUCCUAUUCAACUCCAUGAACAUCGAGUCUACCUACCGUGAUGGAAUUCUACUCAGGCUUAUAAUCUGCCUGCUGACUAUGACUAGCUUGCUGUAAAGAUCUGUUCACUUAAGACAAUUAUUUGUAAAGUGAUACAUUGACUAAACUAUAAUUGAUGGUAGAUGGUAGAUUUGGGUUAUAAAAACUAAUUGGCCUUGUUGUUUAACACGUACCUUGGUUAUCUGAAAUAUGGCGGUUGAUUACUGUGCAUAUGAAAAGGAAUGUGGGCUCUGAUGAAUGAAAUCUCAAGUUUUCCAUAGAAUCCUCAUUUUCUUUCUUUCCUCAAAGGCAGUGCAUUGAUUUUUAGAAAUCAAGUCAAGUGAAAGUUCUGCUCAUUCCCAAAAUGUGGCAUGGCUUCUGUUUAUUAAAAAAGGUAAAUGUUUGAAUGGUAAAGCUUCCUCUUACUAUUAGCAAUGGUUAAGUCUUAGUCUCACAUUUUCAGAAGUCAGUUAUUUUCACAACUCCUUAAACAGGAUAGUUUAUCAUCAGAAGAGAGAGAGUGAAGAGGAUCUAAUGGGAAGUUUUGAGGUUUUUGAGUCAGUAUAUGGCUGCCUGUUCUGGAUUUUUACAUGAUGUUUUUUUUCAGGGUAAAACGAUUCUUAAAUUUGUAUUUUCUCUUCUAGUAUCUGUCACAUAUUCAAAUAAAAAAGAUGACUUGG